AUAAUUAUCAUCCUCCCAAUUUCCUUCACUAUCUCUCUUUCUUUCUCUCUCUAUAUCUCUCCCAAAGGCAAGCAAAGAGAAAUGGCAGAUCAGCUCACCGAUGACCAGAUCUCCGAAUUCAAGGAAGCUUUCAGUCUAUUCGACAAGGAUGGAGAUGGUUGUAUUACGACGAAAGAGCUUGGAACUGUUAUGCGAUCAUUGGGACAGAAUCCAACAGAGGCAGAGCUACAAGACAUGAUAAAUGAAGUGGAUGCUGAUGGAAAUGGAACAAUUGAUUUCCCAGAGUUUCUCAACCUGAUGGCUAGGAAGAUGAAGGAUACAGAUUCUGAAGAGGAGUUGAAGGAAGCUUUCAGGGUUUUCGAUAAGGAUCAAAAUGGUUUCAUUUCUGCUGCUGAGCUUCGUCAUGUAAUGACGAAUCUUGGGGAGAAGUUAACUGAUGAAGAAGUUGAUGAGAUGAUUCGUGAGGCUGAUGUGGAUGGAGAUGGACAGAUUAACUACGAGGAGUUUGUUAAGGUUAUGAUGGCCAAGUAGAUGAUUGGAACAACAUAGAAACCAACCAGAAACGUUAAAAGAAGGAAAAAGACGGGGAACUCGAGAGAGCUGGAUAAGUAGUCGGGUGAGAUUUAUGGUCUUGAAUUGGCCUACUUUUGCGGUUCUUCUUCCUAUCUGAAUUGUUGGUAUUAUUGGGUGUUUUAUUUUAUUGCAAGUGUGUUUUUCCUGUUUUUGAAAUCUUUUCAUCAUCUAUCUGCUUUGGUUUAGGUCUUUUAAGUGGUUAUUAGUAGCAUCCUUUGUUUUGUUUUAUUUAUGUUUUGAUUUCAUAUUGACAUUAUUAUCAAUUUAGAACAUUUUCCCUUGG
This is a messenger RNA of Impatiens glandulifera, 856 nucleotides long. RefSeq names its product calmodulin-7. NCBI's taxonomy places the organism in Eukaryota, Viridiplantae, Streptophyta, Magnoliopsida, Ericales, Balsaminaceae. The record is from RefSeq and is a predicted model, not a curated record. Gene Ontology annotation, molecular function: calcium ion binding; enzyme regulator activity. The coding region runs from base 82 to 531 and encodes 149 amino acids. The transcript has 2 exons.